This is a messenger RNA of Symbiodinium sp. CCMP2592, 1218 nucleotides long. The record is from the annotation of a GenBank genome assembly. Lineage: Eukaryota; Dinophyceae; Suessiales; Symbiodiniaceae.
AUGUGCGACGUCUGCAAGACCGGCUACAACCUGACCCGCGACAAGGGGAAGGGGGUCAAAAACACCAGCGCCUCUUAUGGUGGCCUGUGUGAGCCCUGCGCUUCCAAUUGCAACGCUUGCGACAGUGCAGGCCCAAGCAAAUGCGACAAGGGCAAAUGCUGGACACGCUACGCCAACAACGGGACGAUCUGUUCUGCUUGUACUUCGAGCUGCAACAAAUGCUCCACAGCUGGGGCUGGCAGCUGCGACAAGGGCUCUUGUGACCCGCGCUUCACCAACAACGGCACCCUGUGCGCAGCCUGCAGUGACUGGUGCCAAUCCUGCGACACCUCGGGCCCCAAGCGCUGCGAUAAUUGCGAUGGGCGCUUCUAUCGCAGCGACGCAGGGCUUUGCGUGGCCUGCGCCGAGAACUGCAAGUCUUGUAGCAGCUCUGGGUGUGAUGAGUGUGACGACUCCUUUGGACUUCGCGACGGAGAGUGCUCCCGGCUGUGGAGUGGACUGGGGGUCUUCGGCAUGGCCGUCGCAGCGCUGAGUGCCGUUGCGUGUUGCGGCUGGGGUGCAAUGAAAUGCAAGCGCGACCGGAGCCUGAGAGAAGUGCAGCAGCCCCUCCGUGAACGGCAAGACAGAUCGUCGGCCCUGACGGGCGUGGCCCCGGCGGAUGCGAUGGUCAUGGGCGAGGUGGGGCCCUCGGCCCCUCCCGUGCCGCCUCCCAGUGGCCUCUGGCGGGGAUACUACGUCUACGAGCGAGUCAAUCACGACGUCUGCGAGUUCAACUUGCAGUUCUCUGAGAACAGGAAUGUCCGCGGCGACGGCGUGGAUGACGUAGGCGCCUACAACAUCUCCGGCAGUUUGGACCGUUCCAUGCGGGAGAUUACCUUUCACAAGAAGUACCGGCGUGGCACCCGAAAUCACUUGGGCUUCGUCAACGAGGACAACGAGGGCCACACCGUGGCGCCACUGCUGGAGGAAGCUACCGGUGGGCAAAACGUCAUGGGCGGUAUCUGGUUUCCCGAAGGCCGAGCCAUGCGCCUGGCGCUGCAUGAUCCGCCCGAGGUUGAGAACUGGUGGCAGGCCGGGCAGAUCUACUUGAUGCUUCGCUUCGCCCGUAUUGGUUGCUUGGAGGUGUCGGCAGCAGAUUUCCGAAACGUGGUCAACACAAAAGGGCCCAGCAGCGGUCGGGAGACUUGGAUGUCGGUCCUGCACAGCCGGCUCCCGUAG